UCUUCGUUGGCUCUUACAUAAUGUGGGGUUUCACAGGGCACUGAUGUAGAAAUAAAGUCAAACAUUCUUGAGGCAGACUCACAUUACUUGUAUCGCUGGUGCUCGCUUCGCUGUGGGGUGUAGGGCUGCUCUUGGGAGGGUGAUCUGUGGCCCUGUUUGAGUGAAUUGUGGAAGGUGCGCAGGAUGGCUCCAAGCGACACAAGGGAUGAACUUGUUUUCUUUGUGAAUGGGAAAAAGGUGGUGGAGAAAGAUGUGGACCCGGAAACAACUCUGCUAACCUACCUGCGAAGAAAACUGGGCCUAUGUGGAACCAAACUAGGCUGUGGAGAAGGUGGAUGUGGUGCUUGCACUGUAAUGAUAUCCAAGUAUGAUCCCUUUCGGAAGAAAAUCCUCCACCAUACUGCCAAUGCUUGCCUCUUCCCUAUCUGUGCCCUGCAUCAUGUAGCUGUAACUACUGUUGAAGGCAUAGGAAACACAAAAUCCAGGCUGCACCCAGCCCAGGAGAGAAUAGCAAAAAGUCAUGGGUCCCAAUGUGGCUUUUGCACUCCAGGCAUCGUCAUGUCCAUGUACACGUUGCUUCGGAACAAACCUGAGCCCAAAAUGGAGGACAUAGAAGAUGCUUUCCAAGGGAACUUGUGUCGGUGUACGGGAUACAGACCAAUUCUGGAAGGAUACAGGACAUUUGCUAAAGACUUGGAUUGUUGUGGCAGAGUGGCCAAUGGCACUGGAUGCUGUCGUAGUGAGAGGGAAAAUAGCAUGAACGGGGGCUGCUGUGGAGGAAAAGCCAAUGGUCCAGGCUGCUGCAUGAACGGCAAAGAAGACAAUGUGAAAAUGAUGUCCUCCAGCCUGUUCAAUUCUUCUGAGUUCCAGCCAUUGGACCCCACACAGGAGCCAAUCUUCCCACCAGAGUUAAUGACUCAGAGUAACAAACAGCAGGAACAGCUGUGUUUCAGAGGCGAGCGUGUGAUGUGGAUCCAGCCUACAACUCUCAAGGAAUUGGUGGCUCUCAAAUCCCAGUACCCCAAUGCCAAGCUCGUUGUGGGGAACACUGAAGUGGGUAUUGAGAUGAGGUUAAAGAACAUGUUGUAUCCGGUGAUAAUAGCACCAGCAUGGAUCUCUGAAAUGAAUGCUGUUCAGCACACUGAAACAGGAAUCACUUUCGGUGCUGCCUGUACCCUGAGCUCAGUAGAGGAGGUGCUGAGAAAAGCAGUGGCAGAGCUUCCUCCUUACAAAACAGAGGUCUUCCAGGCUGUCCUUGAGCAGCUGAGGUGGUUUGCAGGGCCACAGAUCAGGAACGUUGCUGCUCUUGGUGGGAACAUAAUGACAGCAAGCCCCAUUUCUGACUUAAAUCCUGUGUUAAUGGCAAGUGGAAGCAAAUUGACUUUGGUGUCAAGUGAGGGCAAAAGGACUGUCACGAUGGAUGAGAAGUUUUUCACUGGAUACAGAAAGACAAUAGUUAAGCCUGAGGAAAUCCUUCUCUCGGUUGAAAUACCCUAUAGCAAGAAGGGUGAAUACUUCUCAGCUUUCAAGCAGGCUUCCCGUCGGGAGGAUGACAUUGCUAUUGUGACCUGUGGGAUGAGAGUCCUGUUCCAAGAUGGCACUAGCCGAGUGGAGGACAUAAAACUAAGCUAUGGAGGAAUGGCUCCAACAACUGUCCUGGCACUCAAAACCUGCCAGGAGCUUACUGGCAGAGACUGGAAUGAGAAGCUGCUGCAGGAUGCCUGCCGCUUACUGGCAGGUGAGAUGGAUCUGUCCCCUUCUGCGCCUGGUGGGAUGGUGGAUUUCCGACGCACGCUCACGCUCAGCUUCUUUUUCAAGUUCUACCUGACUGUCAUUCAGAAGCUGAGCAGGGACCACAAUGGCACUAACAAACUGUGUGAGCCUGUCCCCUCAAGCUACGUCAGUGCUACAGAGCUGUUUCACAAAGAUCCAAUUGCAAAUGCCCAGCUCUUCCAAGAAGUGCCCCGAGGGCAGGCAGUUGAAGAUAUGGUGGGCCGGCCUUUGAUGCACGUUUCAGCAGCCAAACAAGCAUGUGGAGAAGCUGUUUACUGCGAUGACAUCCCUCACUAUGAGAACGAGCUGUAUCUAACGCUGGUGACCAGCACCAAAGCCCACGCUAAGAUCCUUUCUGUAGAUGCAUCUGAAGCCCAGAGUGUUCCUGGGUUUGUGUGUUUUGUCUCCGCCAAAGACGUUCCUGGCAGUAACAUCACUGGCAUCGCUAAUGAUGAGACUGUCUUUGCUGAGGAUGUGGUCACUUGUGUUGGUCAUAUCAUUGGUGCAGUCCUUGCAGACACACAAGAACAUUCCAGAAGAGCAGCUAAAGCUGUGAAGAUUAAGUAUGAAGAGCUCAAACCUAUUGUCACAAUUCAGGAAGCUAUUGAGAAACAAUCCUUCCUUAAGGGUAUAAAGAGGAUUAAAAAGGGAGACGUGAAGAAAGGAUUUGAAGAAUCUGAUCACAUUUUGGAAGGAGAGAUGUACCUUGGUGGGCAGGAGCAUUUCUAUCUGGAAACUCAUGCCACUCUGGCUGUGCCAAAGGGGGAGGAUGGUGAGAUGGAACUCUUUGUGUCAACCCAAAACCUUAUGAAGACACAGGAGUUUGCUGCUAAUGCACUGGGAGUCCCUUCAAAUCGGAUUGUGGUGCGAGUGAAAAGAAUGGGAGGAGGAUUUGGAGGAAAAGAGACUAGGAAUACUAUUUUGACCACUGCAGUGGCUGUUGCAGCCUUCAAAACUGGCCGCCCAGUACGGUGCAUGCUGGAUCGAGACGAGGACAUGCUGAUAAGUGGUGGGAGACAUCCCUUCCUGGGGAGGUACAAGGUUGGCUUCAUGAAGAAUGGGAAAGUCAAGAGUCUAGAGGUUUCAUACUACAGCAAUGGGGGCAACUCUGUAGACCUCUCUUAUGGGGUUAUGGACAGAGCCCUGUUACAUUUGGAUAACUCCUACAACAUCCCCAAUGUCAGCAGCGUGGGCAUUGUUUGCAAGACCAACUUGGCUUCCAACACAGCCUUCCGUGGCUUUGGAGGGCCUCAAGGAAUGAUGAUCGCUGAGUGCUGGAUGAGUGACCUUGCUCGGAAGUGUGGCCUGCCACCUGAGGAGGUGCGGAAGCUCAAUCUUUACAAUGAAGGAGACCUGACUCAUUUUAACCAAAAGCUGGAGGGAUUUACUCUGCGAAGGUGCUGGGAUGAAUGUUUGUCAAGCUCUAGCUAUCAUGCCAGGAAGAAACUAAUUGAAGAAUUCAACAAGCAGAAUCGCUGGAAGAAGAGAGGGAUGUGCAUCAUUCCUACCAAAUUUGGCAUCAGUUUCACUAUCCCAUUUCUGAACCAGGCUGGAGCUCUAGUCCAUGUGUAUACAGAUGGCUCUGUGUUACUUACACAUGGGGGUACUGAGAUGGGUCAAGGACUUCACACCAAAAUGAUUCAGGUUGCUAGCAGAUCACUGGGAAUCCCCACCUCCAAAAUUUACAUCAGUGAGACCAGCACAAACACUGUCCCAAAUACCUCCCCGACAGCUGCAUCUGUCAGUGCAGACAUCAAUGGGAUGGCCGUCCAUAAUGCAUGUCAGACCAUCUUAAAAAGACUUGAGCCUAUCAAACAGUCUAAUCCCAAAGGAUCCUGGGAAGACUGGAUUAAAGCCGCAUACGAGAACUGCGUCAGUCUGUCGGCAACGGGGUUUUAUAGAAUUCCUGACCUUGGCUACGACUUUGAGAAGAAUGAAGGGAAACCGUUCUGCUACUUCAGUUACGGCGUUGCUUGCUCCGAGGUUGAGAUAGAUUGCCUGACAGGUGACCACAAGAACAUUCGCACAGACAUUGUUAUGGAUGUUGGUACCAGUCUGAACCCAGCCAUAGAUAUAGGACAGAUAGAAGGAGCAUUUGUCCAAGGCCUUGGGCUCUUCACCAUGGAGGAGCUACGCUAUUCUCCUGAAGGAAACUUGUAUACCCGAGGGCCUGGGAUGUACAAAAUCCCAGCGUUUGGAGACAUCCCAACGGAGUUCUAUGUGUCUCUUCUCCGUGACUGUCCAAACAGCAAGGCAGUUUAUUCAUCCAAGGCUGUGGGAGAACCACCUCUGUUCCUGUCUGCCUCGGUGUUCUAUGCCAUUAAAGAUGCCAUCUACUCAGCAAGGAAGGACUCUGGCUUGACUGAACCGUUCAGGCUGGACAGUCCUGCCACCCCAGAGAGGAUCCGCAAUGCUUGUGUGGAUAUCUUCACCAAAAUGUGCCCUUCUGCUGAGCCAGGGACCUUUAAGCCAUGGUCCGUGCGUGUGUAGAAGGGAAGCUUGAGGAGCAAACUCUCCUCCUGAAACUGAGCUGACACCAGAGGGACCACAAGGCAGUAGGACUAUAAUGGGAAAAAUAAAUCUGUGUUCAUGCGGCUCAUCCACUGAUUCAUGGAGCUUUCACAUUUAAUUGUCCAAUCAUUGUUUCCUCUAGCAGAAGGAAUUGCUGCCAGAUUAUAGCUGUGAUGUAAAUUCAAAUGAAGAGUAAGUGGAAGCUGAUGUUAUCCAGAUGUUAUUGGAAAAUCUUCCAGGUUUCAUUUAAAACUGCUGCAAGGAUGGGAGACAUGCUUAUUGCCAGCCAAUGUGCAAUAGCAGGGUGGUUGUUUCUUCUUUUUCUGCUGUAGGGAAAAGAUGGAUCACCUUGUGAUGCUGUGCCAAGAACUUAACUGCAUUAUACCCAGACAAACAGUCCUCUAGCUGAGAUGGGGGAAGGCACGAGAGGCACUGAGGGCUGGACCCUGCUGUGUCCCUACUGCACACAAAGCCUGAUAUACGCUAGAGGAAGAUGAGGAGUUUUGAUGUAAGCUAACGAAGAUGGUCUUGCCUAUUUAACAAAAGUGGUUCACAUGAAUAUCCUAAAAUGUGACCAAUCACUGAUUAUCCUAUGUUAAAUGACUAUUGCUGUGUCUCCACUGGGGCUUUAAUGAAUUCUUAGCUCAUGUACUACUGAUUAAAGAUAAAAACUAGACCUGUACCAAGAAGACUUGCAGCAAGAUGCUGCUUCAUUAGCACAGCCUUUUCCCACCCCACGCAUCCACAUCUUUCCCCAUCCUUUAAAUAAGAAAGGACAUCGGAGAUCUUGGAAUGACAGAGAAAGCUACUCAUGAUUGUUCCCAAGGCAGUUUAUACCGGCCCAGGAAAGGGAGAGGAGGAUGGACACAGCUGGGGAUUAGCUGGUUCUGGGUGCCCUCUAGGGUCAGUCCCUUGCUGUCGUGCUAUUGCCUUGCCUUCUUUUCCAAACAAUUCUUGAGUUUGCUGAAUGUAAGAGAAUGAGAAUGUUUUGCUACAGGGACUGCUUGUCUGAAAAAUGUGCUGUGUGAUGACCUCGUGUCUUCUGGGUUGAAUGCAUUUUUCGUGUUGGAUUUAACGCUGAGCAUCCCUCUUCCCAGGUUUUGUCACUCAGAUUUAACACUGUAGCAUCAUGUUAUCUCUAGGUGAUAUCAGCCAUGUACUGUACCUGCUCAUCAUGUGCCAACUCUUAUCUGUUUCUCUGGCCCAUAGCUUUAUAAAGAUGUCCCUUUUCAACCUUUGCACUCCUAGGGUCAUCCAAAAAAUAUGGUGCAAGAGGAUGUAACUCCAUUGCCUUAUAUAAGAUUUUGCUCACAUACAAACUGCUUAAAACUGGCCUCCAUCACAGGGCUUAAUGUAUGCACAGUUUGAAAUAUGUUCUUUAAGCACUCCAGGGUAUAUAGCUUGGAAAUGUGCAGAUUUAUUUCUUGGCUUAAAAUACUAUGGUUCUACCACCUAGAAGAAGCACAGUUGUGUAUGUGAGUUGCAGAAAGUAUUUUGUGCCUGCUGGGCUUGCUAUGUAAUUGUUUUGUUAAUUGAAAUAUGAUAUUGCUGUUUCUUAAGCAUAGAACAUGUGCUAAUGCAGAACACGGGCAGCUACAGGCAAAGAGUAUGAUGUUGAGGAGCUUCCAGCGUUGUCUCAGGGGAGUGUUCACAAGAGACCUGUGGGUGUCCUGGAACAUGGUGGGAUGUCACCAGCAGGAUGAGUAAGUGCUCUUUACCCCUCAUGGUUCUGGAGGCACCUUUUCCAUUGUUUCAGAAGGGGUUUGUGUGUCUCACAGCCCCGGUGACUGCCUGGUCAGGUGGCAUUUGUAAGUGAGAGCUAUCAAGUCUCUCUUUCGUUAUUUGCUUUGUGUGUUAAUUUGAAGUGUAUUUGCCACGUGAGGUGUAUGUGCAGUGACCAGAGCAGGCUAGUUCAGUGCAGACCUUAGCAUGUGGAGCCCAUUUUUGCUGCAGCACCAGUGAGCCACUGUUUCCCAGGCCCCAGUCCUUGCCCUCAAACUCACUGCAGCUCAGGGCCCUCUUAUUACCCUUCCACAGCUGAUGGAAGGAGGAAACCACUUCCUUUUGGGGUGCACUGGAAUUGAAAGUAAAUUAUAUCAAACACCUGAGGGAGGGGGGGAUAGUAUAAAAUCAGGGUUGCAAAGUAAUUACAGAAACUGGUUUUGAGGGUGUAGGAAAAAGGGAAGCUUGGAGACUAAUAGGAGUUUACAGAGCAAUCAUAGUAAUCCCUGUGGGUGAGACAGGCACCCUAAGGAACACAAAGCUGAGGUUUUCAUUUCACCUCUUGGUGUCUUAACAUUUCAUACAUUGGCUUCCUGUGGAACUAAACGCCAGGCACUUUAGGGAAGGAGGGCUGGCAGGAAUAAUGUGGGCUGCUCUACAAAGCUGCCUGAGAAUGGCUCUCCUGCUGUCGGUGCAUGGCACUGCCCUCUGCUAGGGGCUGCAUUAGAUCUUGUUACACACAUCUCCCUGCACGGGAUUUCAGCUUGCCAUUGCUGAAGGGAAGGCUGCUUAUGAAGAGAAGAAUGCUCCCAAUGAAAUACAGUAUGGAUGCAGUCCUUCCAGAAGUGUAGUCUCCGAAGAGGAACUAUGCCACCUUGCCAGGCUGUACAGUAUUACGCACAAUAAGGGCACUAAGUAAUAAUUGCUGUACCUGGGUAGUUUGUGUGAGGGUGGAAGGAGGCCAUCUGAUCUGAUGUCUAAAUGUUAUUGAUAGCAUUGUCCUUUGGAGAGAGAGGGAAGCCAAGUUCUCAGUAAUUUCAGUUUUAGGUCAAUUCUAAUCAGCAUCUUUCACUAUUGUUCUUUAAUGAGCAUUGUCAAAUCAGUGUCCUUGUCACAUGAAUGUAUGUGGAAUUCUCUGUGAACGUCACAACACUGCAAAAUAAAGCUAAAAAUUGUUCUGGAAACAA
Pezoporus occidentalis (night parrot) is the source of this 7193-nucleotide messenger RNA. It is a transcript of the gene XDH, whose product is annotated as xanthine dehydrogenase. The transcript is spliced from 37 exons. Bases 184 to 4263 code for a protein of 1359 amino acids. The record is from RefSeq and is a predicted model, not a curated record. Gene Ontology annotation, biological process: xanthine catabolic process. Gene Ontology annotation, molecular function: 2 iron, 2 sulfur cluster binding; iron ion binding; xanthine dehydrogenase activity. NCBI's taxonomy places the organism in Eukaryota, Metazoa, Chordata, Aves, Psittaciformes, Psittacidae.